GGGCAGGAAGCAGAAGUGAUGAGAACUGUGGCCUGGGUGAUGAGCUGUGUGGUGAGCCCGCCUAGGGGGCUGUACCACCAUUUCAGGGGCCUCCGUGAGGAGAGAGCACAUCUCCGUAGGAGCAUCUCAGCACAGGACUCCAGGCCCUGAUAAUCCACAGUUGGAGGAGGGGUCGGCCAUCCUCCAUGCCCCUGCCCACAGCUUCCAGGAGCCCCAGUGCCCUCUGUCUCUGCAGCUCCAUGGCCCCCUGUGUGCUCCUCCUCGGCAUCCUCCUGCUGCUGCUGCCCACGCCAGCACCUGCCCCCUGCUACACCGCCGCGCGCUCUGAGUGCCGGCGCAACCUCAAGUUCGUGCCGGGGUCCUGGCUGGCGGGGGAGGGCGUGGACGUGACCACCCUCCAGCGCUCGGGCUCCUUCCCGGUGGACACGCAGCGCUUCCAGCGGCCCGACCACACCUGCACCCUCUGCCGCAACGCCCUACAGCAGAACGCCCUCCAGCGCCUGCCCCUGGCGCUCACUGACUGGCGCGCCCACGGCUCGGGCUGCAAGCGCAAAGUGGCCAGGGAAGAGGGCCGGUCGGCCGAGGAUGUGGCUGCGGAGGCAGCCAGCAGCAUCCGCAACGACUGGCGGGUGGGGCUGGACGUGAAUCCCAAGCCCAGCACCAAUGUGCACGUGACCGUGGCAGGCUCCCACUCCGCGGCAGCCAACUUUGCGGCCCAGAAGACUUACCAAGACCAGUACCGCUUCAGCCUGGACUCGGUGGAGUGUCAUUUCUACAGUUUUCACCUGGUGCACACUCCCCCGCUCCACCCCGAUUUCAAGAGGGCCCUCAGGACCCUGCCCCCCUAUUUCAACGCCUCCACCGAGCCCAGCUACCACAGACUCAUCUCCAGCUACGGCACACACUUCAUCCGGUCCGUGGAGCUGGGCGGCCGCACCUCGGCCCUCACCGCCCUGCGCACCUGCGAGCUGGCCCUGGAUGGGCUCACAGCCCAGGAGAUCGAGGACUGCCUGGACGUAGAGGCCGAGGUCAGCAUCAGCGGCCGCGCCAGCUCCUCGUCCGCACUCAAGGCGUGUGAAGAUAAGAAGCAGCAGCACAAGAUGGGGACCUCCUUCCACCAGGCCUACCGGGAACGCCAUUCCGAAGUCACUGGUGGCCACCACACCUCCAUGCACGACCUGCUGUUCGGGAACCAGGCUGGGCCUGAGCAGUUCUCAGCCUGGGUGGCCUCACUGCAGGACAGCCCCGGCCUGGUGGACUACACGCUGGAGCCUCUGCACGUGCUCCUGGAGAGCCAGGACCCGCGGCGGGAGGCGCUGAGGCAGGCUGUGAGCAAGUACGUGAGGGACAGGGCUCGCUGGAGGGACUGCAGCCGGCCGUGCCCCCCAGGGCAGCGGAAGAACCCCAAGGACCCGUGCCAGUGUGUGUGCCAUGGCUCGGGAGCCAUCAACCAGGAAUGCUGUCCCCGGAAGAGGGGCCUGGCCCGGCUGGAGGUCAUGAACUUCCUGGCAACAGGUCUGUGGGGGGACUGGAUCACUAAAACAGACGCCUAUCUGAAAGUCUUCUUUGGAGGCCAGGAGCAAAGGACAAGCACAGUGUGGAACAACAACCACCCUCGGUGGAUGACACAGCUGGACUUCGGGGAUGUGCUUCUGACCACGGGGGGGCCCCUGAGGGUGCAGGUCUGGGAUGCGGACAAUGGCUGGGAUGAUGACCUUCUCGGCACCUGUGACCGGACUCCACAUUCGGGCUCACAUAAGGUGAACUGCCACCUGAAGCACGGUCACCUGAGUUUCUUUUACCAAGCCAAGUGCUUGCCUCACCUGGCAGGGGAAACGUGCCUGAAGUAUGCCCCCCAAGGGCUUCUGGGGGAUCCCCCAGGAAACCGGAGUGGGGCAGUGUGGUGAGACCAGCAGGUCCUGAGAGCACCAGAGUGCCAGACUGAAGGGGUCUCACACAGGACCCAGAGGGCCUAUCAUCAGGUCCCCAUUAGACAGAAAACUGAGGCUGUUUUUCCCCUCCAAUGAGGUGGCUGAAUUUAUAGGCCAGCCCUGAAUCUCCCUGUCCAGACUACCUUAGCUCUUCAAUAUUCUCGAGCCCCGGAUACGGGCUGGGGCUGAGCCACACCCUUCAGCCACUGCCACACAGGCCACAGCUUAGGUCUGGAACUGGACAGAAGGCCAGGAGGCUGUUCCCACCAGGCUGCCUCGUGUCAUUUGCACCAUUCCUUUGCAGCCCUUUCUAACAUGGUGAAUUCUUUCAUAUUAGAUCUAACCCCUUAGGCCCCAGAUGCUCUGUUUGCUCUGUUUUCUUUGCCCACCAAGCUUUGCCUCUGAGACAAAUCAAGGGCUGUCUUGUCCUGUCUCAUUGUGUACACAGCCUGACAGAGAACCAAUAAAUGGGAUCUGAUAA
This is a messenger RNA of Camelus dromedarius (Arabian camel), 2412 nucleotides long. It is a transcript of the gene PRF1, whose product is annotated as perforin 1. Gene Ontology annotation, biological process: defense response to virus; immunological synapse formation; T cell mediated cytotoxicity. Gene Ontology annotation, cellular component: membrane. NCBI's taxonomy places the organism in Eukaryota, Metazoa, Chordata, Mammalia, Artiodactyla, Camelidae. The transcript is spliced from 3 exons. The coding region runs from base 186 to 1907 and encodes 573 amino acids. Gene Ontology annotation, molecular function: pore-forming activity; wide pore channel activity; calcium ion binding. The record is from RefSeq and is a predicted model, not a curated record.